AUGUCAUCCUUGGACGACUAUCGCCAAGACAUUCACUCGCUCUCUACGGAAAUCCAGUCUUUGGCAGACCAGCGCCAGACGUUGCUCCAGACGUACAAACAACUUUCCAACGCUCUCCAGCGGUCUCAAACCCCGGAACCGUCCCCGGAACCCACAACUUUCACCUCGGAAAAGGAGCGUCGUGACCACAUGCUGUUCAAGCGACAGUUUGCGGGUAUUAUCGUACCGCCGAGCGCCAGACACCUCCACUUUGAUGAAUCCAUCGCUAGUCUCUUUGAGCCAGAGAUGCCAGCGAAGAAGCAGAAAACCGCGGCUUCUGUGACGCCAGACUUUGUUGAAGAAAAUGCCAAAACCAUUGCUGUGAACGAGCAGCUCCAUAUGGAGAACAUCUACCGGAUGGGCGGUGUGACAUUGUUUCCGUUGAAUGAGCAGAUCACCAAAAUAUACUUUCCAGAGGAAAAGACGGAUCCGAAAGACGAAGCAGACCCCCUGGAGGAGAUGCUUCUAGGAGUGAGAAUCGACCUGACCUCCCAGACCACUAAAACUUUUGGCAAGCCACACUACGUGAUCUUGAGGAAAGCAGUGUCUCUGGGAAAAGCAAACGUGGAGGCGAAGCUCGAAUGGGAGGUGUUUAAGCACACAUUACCCCAGUACAUAUCCCUAAAAGAACACACCGCCUGGUUGAAUGUGGAUUUGCAAAAGUUUGGUUCCGCCAUUCGGAACGAGUUGGUGCAGUACCAGUAUAAGCAAGACUUGUUUGGCCCUGAGGGUGUUUUGUGCCAGUUGCGUCUGGAUACCGGAGACAAGCUCUUCGAUAGGGUUGAAACAGACUUGGCGUGUAUGGUGGUGCGUAUCUUUCUAGGUGCGGAGGGUCCUGGGGGUCCGGUGGAGCUCAGACUUCAUUGCCAUACCAAGUCGGUCUCGAAGUGCGAGGUAUUGAACACCCGAGAGGGUGAUGAGGAUAUCCAAAUCCUAAAGAAUGUGAGAGUGAUCAAGUUGCUCACUGGGGAUUUUGCCUCUAACACUGACGUCAUGACGAGAAAGUUUAAGCAGUGUGUGGAGAUUUUACAGGCAUAA
This is a messenger RNA of Babjeviella inositovora NRRL Y-12698, 1077 nucleotides long. RefSeq names its product Ctf5p (gene CTF5). The transcript has a single exon. The record is from RefSeq and is a predicted model, not a curated record. Gene Ontology annotation, cellular component: kinetochore. Lineage: Eukaryota; Fungi; Ascomycota; Pichiomycetes; Serinales. The coding region runs from base 1 to 1077 and encodes 358 amino acids.